Messenger RNA from Mucor mucedo, 534 nucleotides. RefSeq names its product PRELI-like family-domain-containing protein. The transcript is spliced from 4 exons. Gene Ontology annotation, biological process: phospholipid transport. Bases 1 to 534 code for a protein of 177 amino acids. The record is from RefSeq and is a predicted model, not a curated record. Gene Ontology annotation, cellular component: mitochondrial intermembrane space. Lineage: Eukaryota; Fungi; Mucoromycota; Mucoromycetes; Mucorales; Mucoraceae. Gene Ontology annotation, molecular function: phosphatidic acid transfer activity.
AUGGUUAAAUUUUAUCAGCAUGUGUUUAAUUAUGACUACCAGUGGCAGAAUGUAACUCUUGCCUUUUGGUUGAGAUAUCCUAACCCGUUUGCUUCACAUGUUCUCUCGGUCGAUGUAUUGGAUCGUUACGUCGAUGAGCAAGGUGUGUUAAAGACAACAAGACUCGUUUUAAAGAAGGGAAAAGUCCCCAAAUGGUUCCCACAAAACUUGUUAAAGAACUCUGAAGCGUUUGUGAUUGAAGAGUCCGAAGUGAAUCCCAAGACGGGCACGAUGAUCACUCGUACCAAGAACCUGAAUCAUGUCCGUGUUAUGCAGGUAGAAGAAACACAAAUCUUUCAGCAAUUGGACAACAACCGUACUUCGUGUAAAACAGAAGCUCGUAUUGUCUCCAAGUUUGGCUGGGGAAUGACUGGUCGCAUUGAAGGUUUCGGUCAAAGCACAUUCAUCGCCAAUGCCGCCAAAGCUCGUAAGGGCAUGCAACAUAUCUUGCAAGCUAUUCGUGAGAAGCAGUCUCCCUUCCACACUCCAGCCUAA